GGGUCUAGUGGGUUCCGUCUUCCAGAUUUCUGGCCUCCUUUUUCCUUCACACUUUUUCGGCUCCGAUUUUCUGCAUCGUUUGAUCAAUCACCCAGAAUUCCGGCGGCGAAGAAGCAGCAGAUCAAAUUAAAUCAUGAUUAUUUAUUCUACAUUCUAGUUUAAAUGAUUGAAAGAUGGGAUUUGGAUCUAGUUAUUGCACAUGAAUGACUUGUCAAAGAAUAAUCAUCUUAAGAAAAGAUCUGAGAAGAACUUUUUGAUGGCAAUAGCAGAAGAAUCUAGUUAGGGAAACAACGAUAGCAUCGAAAUGGAGUUAGCAGACAAGACAGUCGGAUUUUUGUUAUCACUCACCAGCUUGUCUAUAUUCACUUAUUAUACUUUAUGGGUCAUCAUCCUGCCAUUUGUAGAUAGCGAUCACUUCAUCCACAACUAUUUCUUACCACAAGAGUAUGCUAUUCUGAUACCUGUGUUUGCUGGUGUGCUACUCCUCUGCUUCUUAGGUUUAUUUGUAGGAAUGGUGAUGCUCAAAUCUAAAAAGAAGAAAGCAUGAGGAUAGUUAUUUGGUAGUUCUUGGUAUUUUUUCUUCUUCUCUCUCCUUUUGGUGUCAAGUUAGUCACUGUUUUCCCUCUUGCCAAAGUCAGUUGAAGUGAAUGUAAUGUAAUGGUUGUUUAAAGAAUUUUUAAGAAAACAGUGUCCAUUUUUUGUUGUAACUGUUCUUCUUGUUCCUGUUUUUUUCUUUUUUUUAGUUUCUUCUCAUAAAUAGGCUGCUACGUUGAGAAUUAUAGAAACAAGGGCGGAGUAAAGCAGGGGGUUGUUCCUCCUUA
Molecule: messenger RNA, 821 nt
Organism: Momordica charantia (bitter melon)
Lineage: Eukaryota; Viridiplantae; Streptophyta; Magnoliopsida; Cucurbitales; Cucurbitaceae
Gene: DPMS2
Product: dolichol phosphate-mannose biosynthesis regulatory protein-like protein
Biological process (GO): dolichol phosphate mannose biosynthetic process; GPI anchor biosynthetic process
Cellular component (GO): dolichol-phosphate-mannose synthase complex; endoplasmic reticulum membrane
Molecular function (GO): enzyme regulator activity
Source: RefSeq, a predicted model, not a curated record